Molecule: messenger RNA, 1281 nt
Organism: Emiliania huxleyi CCMP1516
Lineage: Eukaryota; Haptophyta; Isochrysidales; Noelaerhabdaceae
Exons: 4
Coding region: 13-1089 (358 amino acids)
Biological process (GO): beta-D-galactose catabolic process via UDP-galactose, Leloir pathway
Cellular component (GO): cytosol
Molecular function (GO): UDP-glucose 4-epimerase activity
Source: RefSeq, a predicted model, not a curated record
GUACCUGACGGCAUGAAGGUGCUCGUCACGGGUGGCGCGGGCUACAUCGGAUCGCACACGUGCCUUGAGAUGCUCAACGCCGGAUAUGAUGUCGUCGUGAUGGACAGCCUGUACAACGCGACGGAAGAGGCGCUCAAUCGGGUGAGACAGCUGCACGCAGACGAGGUGGCAAAGUCCGACGGAAGCUUGAAGACUAAGGAGCUAAAGUUUGUGAAAAUCGACCUGCUCGAGCCGGAAAAGCUCGACGCGCUCUUCAAACGCGCAAAGGACGAGGGCGCAAAGUUUGACGCGGUGAUUCACUUCGCUGGGCUCAAGGCUGUCGGCGAGAGCGUGGCGAAGCCGAUCUUCUACUACGAGAAUAACAUUGCAGGCACGCUCAACCUGGUCAAGGCGAUGGAGAAGGGCGACUGCAAGAGCAUCGUCUUCUCCUCCUCCGCGACUGUGUACGGCGACCCCGCGUCGGUGCCCGUCACCGAGGACUUCCCCACGAGCGCGACCAACCCGUACGGACGCACGAAGCUCUUCAUCGAGUACAUCCUGAAGGACCUCUACGAGUCGGACAAGAGCUGGAACGUGAUCCUGCUCCGCUACUUCAACCCGGUCGGCGCCCACAGCUCGGGCAAGAUCGGCGCGCGGCCGGCGGGGGCGGGGGAGUCGGGCGGGGCGCCGCUCCUUGACAUCGGAGUCGCGGUCGGGCAGCGGACGCACCUCUCCGUCUACGGCUCGGACUACCCUACCAAGGACGGCACCGGCGUGCGGGACUACAUCCACGUGGUCGACCUGGCCAAGGGUCACCUGGCGGCGCUCAAGAAGGUGGCGACCAACCCGGGGAGCGUGGUGUACAACCUUGGCACGGGGACGGGGUACUCGGUGCUGGAGAUGCUCGCGGCGUACGAGCUUGCGUGCGGCAAGACGCUCGAGCACGUGCUCGCGGACCGGCGGCCGGGCGACGUGGCGGUCUGCUACGGCAAGCCGAGCAAGGCGGAGGAGGAGAUGGGGUGGAAGGCGGAGCUCGGCCUGAAAGACAUGUGCGCCGACUCUUGGCGCUGGAUCUCAAACAACCCGAACGGCUACGACCCUGCGCCAUAGAGGGGCAGGUGCCGGUAGCGCAGGGGAGGAGCGCAAGGAACGGGCGAGCGGCGGGCGGGCAGAGAGCGAGAGGUUGAUGCGGGGACUCCACGGGGCGGCCGGCGCAGAAAGCGGGCGGGUGUGCGUCGAGCACCCUGCAGCUGCACGACACAGCGCGUGCGUUGAACGGCGUAAAUUUUGACACUCUUUUUC